Molecule: messenger RNA, 2049 nt
Organism: Cryptotermes secundus
Lineage: Eukaryota; Metazoa; Arthropoda; Insecta; Blattodea; Kalotermitidae
Exons: 6
Coding region: 182-1189 (335 amino acids)
Source: RefSeq, a predicted model, not a curated record
ACGUUUCAAGUGAACCUCAUGCUAAUUAUCUUCAGCUCUCUCGACAAGAGAGCAGCACGGGUUGCCGUGUUGUCAGAAACGAUAAAAACGUACAUUUUUGGGAGAUGUGAUUGGAGGGUUGCGUUUGUUUGAAGUGUGGUUGUCAUUCUUGAGGGUGUUAUGCAUAGAAAACGAGAAAAGGAUGGAAAAAGCAAGUAAAGCCCUUAGAAGGAGUAGUGUGAGGUUGAAAUCAAUGAGUAGUGGUUACCAGGAGCUCAGCAUGGUUAUUUCAGAGCUCCGAGGCGUGCGGUCAACAGCAAAAGCCUUUGCAGAGGCCCAGUGCUCUGCUGCACAGGACAUGUUAAAAUGGUCCUUGACUGAAGAAAAUCCAGCCAUUCGAGAUACCUUUUUUCAACUCUCAGAGCUUAGUGCAUUGUGGACAGAGGUUCAAAAGGAAUUUGCAGAUCAUUUAAAAGAGUUUGUAAUCCAGUUUGAAAUGAUUCUUGAAGGCGAACAUCAUGUAGACCAAGCGAGAACCCAUGUUGCAGCAAGUGAACGGAGAGCAGUGAAAAUAAAGAAUAAACUUAACAAGGCUUCGAAACGAGGGAAUGUAGAAGAAACUCGGCAACUGGAAAUGAAACUAACUGAAGCAAAGGAUUCGUGUGAUCUGGCACAGAUCGAAAUGUCAGACCGCAUACAAGAAAAUGAAGGUGUCAAGUUAAUUAGAGUUAAAGAGGGUUUACUGAAACUUUCUGAUUCUUAUCUGGAAUUAGCACAUAAAUGUCAUAUAAUUCAUGAAGCUCAUCGAGACAUUGCAUACCAGAUACCAGAUGUUCACAACAAAGAAUUACAUGAAAUAACAUAUGCAGGCCCAGAACUGUCAAAACAAGCUGUUUUGACAGCAAAAGAUCGAGUGCGUCUCUACAAUCGGCAUGCUGAACAUGCAGGUGCACCAGUUCAUGAAGGCCCUCCCCCGCCCUACUCACCACCUAGAGAUCUCUGUAACACUACUCCUUACAACCCCUAUUAUACACAUCCUUUCUAUAUCAGCCCUCAUACAUUUGGAUCACAUGAAACUAAUGAUGAAAAUUCUAGCAAUAGGUUGUUAGAUUCUGAUACUCAGACACACUUACCUACCAAUCCUGAUGUCACAAGACACUCUGAUUAUGAAGACGAUUUGGCUGGUGCAGUUGGUAGCAUGAAGCCAUGACAAUAAAACUCUACAUGAACCAGUAACAUUGUAAACAAGAUGAAAAUUUACAAAUCUUCUCAUGAUUUUCAAGCAUUCAGAUGGAGAAACCUUAAAUUAGCCCUUGAAAAACAGAGUUUUGCUUGAGAAUGACAGUUAUAAUAUGCUUUGCUAGGCAAGAGCAGAAGAUGCCUAACUGUAGUGAAAUCCCUUUUGGUAUUAAAAUGAUAUUUUUUUAAAAGUGUAUCAGCUUACACUGGAUUAAACAUACGAUAGAACUGAGCAUCAGAGCAUAUUAGCAUCUCAGUAGGCAUGUGUGAAAUGAAUUUAUUCUUGAAGAAUGCAUAAACAGGGGCAAAAAUUUCUCCUUUCAGAAUUCUUUCCAAAAUGUAUAUCAGUUUAAUGGGAAAUAUGUUUAUACCAACAAUUUUAAUUUUAAGUAUAUGUAGUAUUAACAACCAAUGGCAGGUUAAUAAUGGCAUUGUAAAACAGGAAAAAAUUUCUCCUUUCAGAAUUCUUUCCAAAAUGUAUAUCAGUUUAAUGGAAAAUGUGUUUACACCAACAAUUUUAAUUUUAAUUAUAUGUAGUAUUAACAACCAAUGGCAGGUUAAUAAUGGCAUUGUAAAACUGGAUCCAAUUCCCAAUGAAUUUUAAUAGCAUUACCAUAUUAGUAAUUUAAAUCUUUUCUUUUAGUAAACUACGACCACCUGAAGAUGAUGUAGGGGAAAACAUCUCAUGGUACUAUAAAGAAUAAAUAACUACUACUCUGUUGUUACAUGAUGUACAAGUGAUUUGUUGUGAUGAUGGAUAUGAGAUACUUGUAUUAUGGUCAUACAAACAGAUUCAAAUAUAAUGGCUACUAUAUGUAGUCUUUUCAGUAA